This is a messenger RNA of Myiozetetes cayanensis, 1134 nucleotides long. It is a transcript of the gene NTAN1, whose product is annotated as N-terminal asparagine amidase. Gene Ontology annotation, cellular component: nucleus. The coding region runs from base 69 to 1001 and encodes 310 amino acids. The record is from RefSeq and is a predicted model, not a curated record. Lineage: Eukaryota; Metazoa; Chordata; Aves; Passeriformes; Tyrannidae. Gene Ontology annotation, biological process: ubiquitin-dependent protein catabolic process. Gene Ontology annotation, molecular function: protein-N-terminal asparagine amidohydrolase activity. The transcript is spliced from 10 exons.
CCCGGCCCGGCGCGGCCUCGGGAGGGAAGGCGGAGCCGCCCCCGGGCCCGGGCCCGGCGGUCGCCGAGAUGCCGCUGCUGGUUAACGGGGCGCGGGUGGACCUGGCCCGGCCCACGGGGGACAUGAUCCGCGCACACCCGCACCUCGAGGAAAAGGCAAAGCUUCUGAGAAGUCAGCCUGCUCAGACUGUGGAACCCAAAGGCCUCCUCUAUGUCCAGCAGAGAGAGUUUGCAGUGACCACCCCCAAAGAUGGUUCUGUUUCUAUUCUUGGAUCAGAUGAUGCAACUACCUGCCACAUAGUUGUGCUCCGACACACAGGCAGCGGAGCCACCUGCCUGACACACUGCGACGGGGCGGACACGGAGGCCGAGGUGUCGCUCAUCAUGAGUUCAGUGAAGGCUCUCUCAAACCCCGCGGGCUGUGGCAGGCUGGAAGUGCACCUAGUUGGAGGUUUCAAUGAUGAUAGGCAGUUAUCACAAAAACUUACUAAUCAGCUUCUUAGAGCGUUCGAUCUCCAGCCGGAUGAUGUUCAUUUAGUGACCUUCUGUGUAACAGAACUAAAUGAUAGAGAAGAACAGGAUAUUCACUUUCCAAUCAUUUAUGGAAUAGCUGUGAAUGUAAAAACAGCAGAGAUUUUCCCUGCAACCUUCCCAGAAAAAGGGCCGGAUGAGGAUUUGCGUUCAGCCCAUGUUUUAACAGGAGCACCACUCACCAACAUCUACGAUGCCAAGACGGAACAGCUCCGUAUUGGGCCUUAUUUCUGGGGGCCUUUCCCACAUGUGGAUUUCUGGUUGGAACAAGACGAUGCACAGAUUUUACAGAAUCUUUCCACGUCGCCCCUGGCUGAGCCCCCCCACUUUGUUUCCCACAUCCGAUCGACAUUAACAUUUCUAAAAGCACAUCCCUUUCCAUCUCGCUCCCUGUUCCCUGACAGGAAGCCUCGCAUCUACAAAAAAAACCAAGAAGGGCUGUGGGAACAGGUUUGUUCUGACAAGAUCUAACCUGGAACCAACCACCAUCACUGCUUUAGGGAAAGUACAGUCUUGCAAGAAGAGCAAUUUGUUGUAAGAAGGAUAUUGCUGGUCACAAAUACCAUUGUUCCUGUGCUUUUCAAAAUAAAAUAUUUUGAUAGAA